Saccostrea echinata is the source of this 1704-nucleotide messenger RNA. Its product is annotated as protein arginine N-methyltransferase 3-like. NCBI's taxonomy places the organism in Eukaryota, Metazoa, Mollusca, Bivalvia, Ostreida, Ostreidae. The transcript is spliced from 11 exons. Gene Ontology annotation, cellular component: nucleus. Gene Ontology annotation, biological process: peptidyl-arginine methylation. Gene Ontology annotation, molecular function: protein-arginine N-methyltransferase activity. The coding region runs from base 44 to 1690 and encodes 548 amino acids. The record is from RefSeq and is a predicted model, not a curated record.
GGUAAGAAGUGACUAGAGGAGUUCCGAAUCGUACACUGUAAACAUGGCUGAAAAACUUCAGAAAGAGGAAUUGAUGGAGGAUUCUGAGGAGGGUGAAGAAUGGGAGGAGUUUGAUGAGGACACUGAGGACAGCCAGGUCACAUGUCUCUUCUGUUCCCAGAACUUUACUUCAGCCGAGGACACCUUUACACACUGUAGGACAUCACAUGACCUUGACCUUAUCAGGUGGAGCAGGCAACAUGGAGUAGACUGUAUUCAGUAUAUCAAAAUGAUUAAUUAUAUCAGACUCAAGAAACCUUCACCAGAAGAUGUCAAAUCCUCAUUCACACAAGGUAGCCUGCCCUGGGAGAACAAUGAUUUUAUGAACCCUGCAGAUCCCGAGGAUUUAUUACUGCAGUAUGACAUUGAAGAUGAAGAAGAUGGUGGCACAUGUGGAGUUAUGGGCCCUGGAGGAAGUAUAACUUUUGAUGGGCCUCCAUUAAAUAUAGAAAAAUUGACUAAUCAGAAGGCUGCUCAGAACAGUUCUUCAUCAGAGAUGAAUGGUGUCAGCCAGUCAGAAUUGGAGUCCACUUGUGCUCGUCUUAAAGACUCUGAAUGUCGAAUCAAACAUUUAGAGGAAGAGUUGAGCAGAGUUCUGGGAGACUUUGAGAAAGUGAAAAAAGUCACUCAAGAUCUGCUGAUGUCACAACCAACCCAGCCAAUUAAAUCAGAGAAUGCUGUACAGAUGUUGACAGAGGAUGAAGACGAUGUUUACUUUGGAUCUUAUGCACAUUUCAGCAUCCAUCAGGAGAUGUUAAAGGACAAAGUGAGAACAGAAAGCUACAGGGAUUUUAUGUACAAGAAUCCUGACUUGUUUAAGGACAAAGUUGUGUUAGAUGUCGGCUGUGGAACUGGUAUUCUCUCCAUGUUUGCUGCUAAGGCUGGGGCCCGAAAGGUCAUUGGGGUCGACCAAUCAGAAAUUGUUUAUCAGGCAAUGGACAUCGUUAGAGAAAAUGGGUUAGAAAACAUUGUGACUUUAAUCAAAGGACGGAUUGAAGACGUGGAUUUGCCUGUGGAUAAAGUGGAUAUUAUCAUCUCCGAGUGGAUGGGUUACUUUCUCUUGUUCGAGUCCAUGUUGGAUUCUGUACUUUAUGCCAGGGAUAAGUAUCUACAGCCAAAUGGAGUAGUCCACCCAGAUAGAUGUACGAUUGUGUUAGCAGCUCUAGAUGACCCUGACCUUCACACAAAUCAUGUGACCUACUGGGAUGAUGUGUAUGGAUUUAAAAUGACUUGUAUGAAAUCUGAAGUGAUCAAAGAAGCUAGCGUGCAGAUUGUCAAGGCAGAGAAAAUUCUGUCUGACCAUGUGAUCGUCAAGGACUUAGACACCUGCACAUGUUCCAUAUCAGAUCUACAGUUUUCACAAGACUUCACUCUCACAGUUUCUGGGGAGGGCCAAAUAAAUGCUGUAGUUGGCUACUUUGACAUUUUCUUUCAUAAAGGUUGUUCUAACAAGGUGAUGUUUUCCACUGGGCCACAGGCCACAUCCACUCACUGGAAACAAACAAUAUUCCUUCUAGAGAAACCAUUGAAAGUUACUACAGGGCAACAGGUCAAAGGUCACAUUGUUUGCAAAAAGAACAGACGGGACCCGAGGUCACUUGUAAUAUCAUUGACUUUAGAUAGUGUCACUCAGAAUUUCUUAAUGCAAUAAAUAAAAAAAAAAUG